ACGACGAAAUAAUGACAAAUGUCAUUGUGAGCGUCCAUCAUGAAAUAUGACAUGGAUCUGCAUCAAUGUUUAAAAUAAUUCAAUUAAUUCAUUGCUUAGAAAAUACAUUGAAAAAAAUAUCGCUAUAUAUUGAAUAAAAGUGGUUUAUUUUAUUUGUUUAAUAUUAUAUUAUUUUUAUGUCAACUAAUACGACGGUCGUAAUUCUAACCUAAACGUCAGCAACUGCUACUAUCUUUUAAAUUUUGUAUCAUAUUUCCAAAUUGUCGAACAUUUCCAGAUUAUUAUUAAUUUCCUUAAUUAAAAUUCUACUACAAAAUGAAUUUACCACGAAUAUUAAUAAUAAGCACCGAAGAAGGAAAAGCUAAUGAAAUUGCUAUGAAUAUUGGUGGAGAAAAGUUAUCUAACCAAGACCAUUUUGAAUAUCAUUUAUGGAAUAUUCAAAACAAAUAUUACAAAACGCAGGUGUUAAUAUGUGUUACAGAAAAUCCUUCCCAAGAUAUUCCGGUUGAUGAUAUAGAAGCAUUGAUUGUACAUCAUGAUCCACAGGCAGAAAAUGCAGAUCAGAAUUUAAAAAAAUGGACAUCUUUGAUUGCUUCUUUGGCAGAAGCUGAUGUGCUACUGUUUUCUUGUAAUUUUAUAACAGAUACUAUUAUUAGGAACAAAGUGAUAAAGUGGUGUCUACAAAACAAAUUUGAGCUGAUUGAAUUAAAUAGACCUGAUGUAGAUGCUUCAGAAGCUGAUUCAGAAAAUAACAAAUAUGGUAUUGAGAGGAUUAUUGAAGCUUUACACGCUCAUAUGUGGCCAAAUAUGAUACUUAAAGGAAAAUCAUCGAAUGUGGAAGAACAAAUUCCUGAUAUGAAUGAGGUUGAAGAGCAGUUUGAAAACAUUGAGUUAAGUCGAGAUUCUACAGAAACAUUGCCAGUAGAGAACAUGUUAGAUGGAAUUAUGGGUGAAGAAAAUGCAGAUUUUGGAGAAUUAUUUAGUCAAUUGAGAGCUAUGAAAGAACAUGCAGCAAUGUUGCCGACUAAUCAAAGACGAAUAGCAGCUGAACAAUUAGUCACUGCUUUCUGGAAAGCAAUGGGUGGUGAUCCAUCAGAAAUGGAAGAUUAAUUCGUAUAUUAAUCGUGUAAUGCAUACGAAUUCAUAUUGGAACUUUGAUAUUUUUGAUGUAUUAAUUUUUAAGUAAAGAGCAGCAAGAAA
Messenger RNA from Frieseomelitta varia, 1200 nucleotides. RefSeq names its product alpha- and gamma-adaptin-binding protein p34-like. The coding region runs from base 316 to 1110 and encodes 264 amino acids. The record is from RefSeq and is a predicted model, not a curated record. Lineage: Eukaryota; Metazoa; Arthropoda; Insecta; Hymenoptera; Apidae. The transcript has 6 exons.